GCGCACACGCACACACCCCUCCCUCCACGUCUUGCGGUGAAGCUGCAGCAGCAAAUCUCCGCAUCACCAGAAAUCAAAGAGCCACUGCAGCAGAUCGACUCCGCUUCCUUCACUGCUUCUCCUGUCACUUCCUUUGAGUUCAUUCAUUUUAUUUCCAGGUCUGAUUGCAUCUCAUCGGUGGACAGAAGCUCCUCAGGCAGAAUGAAGCUGCAGCGUCCCGUGGACUAGCACCAGAGCGAGCCUUACCUUCAGCUUCAUCACUUCGUCUACACCAUCCGAUGGCCACCAGUCCCAGCGCCCCCCAGCAGCCCAGCAGCAUGGAGGAGCCCCAGCAGCCAGAUCAGCCAACUAGCACGCAGCCGAACGGAGAAGCUGCUGCCUCAGCCGUGACCUCACAGCCGACCAGCGGCGAGCAACAAACCCCACCCACGACAACGGAUGCUCCGGAGAGCAAACAAACAGAGAUGGACCACCUGACAGUGAUCAGUGACCCCAUGGAGACCAGUAACGGCGUCGUCCCGGCGAUGGCCGACUUGUCCCCCACAGCGUCCUCUGUGUCGCCCAAGCUGCAUGCUAAGCCGGGCGGACAUGCUAACGGCCGGCCUCGCUUGGGCAGUCGGUCCGGCUCGGUGGCGGCGGGCUCCCCGAGGCCGUCGCUCACCCGCCAGCCCAGCGCCAUCACAGAGGGCGCUGUGGACGGAUCCAAGCCCAGGGACUACCUGAUCCUCGCCAUCCUGUCCUGCUUCUGCCCACUGUGGCCCAUCAACAUCGUAGCGCUCACCUUCUCCGUGAUGUCCCGAAACAGCCUGCAGCAAGGCAACAUAGAUGGAGCUCGCCGUUUAGGCCGCAAUGCGAUGGUACUGUCUGUCGUCUCCAUUUUAGGAGGAAUCGCCAUCAUUGCUGCCGCCAUCGCCCUCAACUGGGGAUUGAUUUUAAAAUCCUGAUUCAAAUCACCGGCACGGACUUCACGACAACAUCCCAUCGACACCACACCGUUCUCAAAGCACUAUCGUUCUCAAGCGCCUGCACCAGAUGAAAACUACUAAAAAUCUGUUCUUUGCUGUUGUUUCUUGCUGCACGACGAGCAUGGUCUGCCUGACGCUCUACCUCCGACCAACCAACCCGACACCGACGCCUGAUUCUGGGGCAGGAGAGAAGGAAUCAACCGCUGGAUCAUCUCAUUCUGUGGUAGCAGCUUAUCUUCUCCUCAGACUGCUUUCUCCCAGCAGUGAACAAGUGUUGUCAUGGAAAUAAGCAUCUGUCUCUAUGGAAAUGGGAUUAUUCUGAUCUCUAAAGCAGGCUCCGAGCCACAGGAGCGAACUGGGAGGACGCGGUUUUUAUGUUUUGAUGCCAAAAAAAGUAGAAACUUGGUCUCAGCUGAACAGAAACUGUGAGAUGCUGCUGCUGACAGUUUAAUGCGAACUGAAGAAUCGUUUUUACUGUGAAGGAAGGAGGACAAACAAAGAUGGAAGCGCCAUGAAGUCACGCCUUUGUACUGAAAACCUUCACCGUCGCAUUCACCAUUUAUUUUGUUGGUCUUUGUCAAGAAACGAAGCAUGAAUUCAGCUCCAACAGCUGUUACACUAACUAUUCAUAACCUGUGUCUAUAAAAUCAAUCACAGACACUCCACUUUCCUGCUGUAUUUGCAGACAGUAAACAUACCGUAGACACUCUGCUUUCCUACUGUUAUUACAGAUGAUAAAUGCACCACAAAUCACUACUUUUAUACAGUUAUCACAGACAGUGAAUUAACCCUAGACACUACAUUUUACCACUGCAUUUACAGACAGUAAACACACCACAGACACUCUUCUGUUCUUCUGUUAUUACAGACAGUAAAUGCACUACUAACCUCUACUUUUCUACUGUUGUUACAGACAGUGAAGUCACCACAGAUUCAGCUGUAUUUGAUCUUCUUCUCUGACCGUAGUGUUUCUGUCUAAUGGACACUGACUGAUUGGCAUUUUCACUUUAUUCUCAGUGAUCUCUUGGCUUUCUAUUCAUUUGGGUGGUUAAGGUUUCACCGCACUUCUCCACUCUGAGUGUUCAUGGUCUCAUGUAAGAUGGAUCAAUUAUUCCCUCUGCAGCCUUUUAAUUUAAACCUCCUGUUCCUCCACAGGAAGCUAAUGGCCUCUUACCAUAAAGCACAGAGACUUUUAUUGUGGUCAGCAUUUGGGUUGUCCAAUAACUCCAGAAAUGACCACCCUCCUUGUUCGAAACCAGUUUCUGGUCCAGUAUCAAUAUUCAAACACGGCUGAAGUAUUCCCAACUAUACACUACACAAUAACUGCACUGUAUUAGCUGCCACACAAAGCUGUUUUUGUAGGUGGUGUAAAAGAAAAUCACACUAUUCUUCAGCCAAAAUACUCAAUAAAAUGUUAGGAUACAAAACAAGUUUUCAGGUAGGUAGAUUUCCCCUCAUGUUAUCCAAAAGUACAUGAGGGGUCUGAGUAGUCUACAACAACCUACAAAUUGACAAAUUUAGGUUUUGUCAAAGAUUGCAGUCAGAGCAUUCUCUACUGCAGAAUGAUCUGACGUAAAGUUCGUAAUCAGAGGUUGACAGCAGGCUUCUUUAUGGGCUUUAUGUAUCAUCUAUUUUAUUACUACAGGGGGCCUAUCUCUUGCACAUGCAUGACUUUCUACAUUUUUUGCCAGUAGUGCCCAUAAGGGGCACCCUGAAAAUCUUUUUUUUUUUUUUUUUUGCGUCAGGAGCUUUGGUAGAAAAACAUAAAAUAGCACGUGUCAAAAGAUCAAUCUUUGAAAAGCUAACGUCGUACCGUAAGUUCCAAAUAUUUGAGAUAUUCUAACUGGAUUUUAAUCCACCAGAUCUGGAUGUCAUUCUUUGGGUAGCGUUUUCUGCAAAUAAGUGAAGAUCUGCAAGCUAGCUAGCUAGUAUAAUCUUGGUCUUUUACACCAUUAAAAUACAGACUACCAUAAUCAGGGAUUUUUUUCCUUAUAUAUUGGAGCCCUGUGAGGAUUACAUUGUGUUUAAUUUAAUUUUUUGUAUUUAAUUCUGUAACGGGUCCAACACUAACACGGUACAUUUCAAACUGGGUUAAAAUUAGUGUGUCAUUGGGACAUGCCUUCAGCUUCUAAAUACUUUUCAAAACCCUAAAUACUAAUAUAAAUGUUUUUUAGCCAAUGAAAGCUCCUUUACAACAAACAGAGCCACAGACUUUCUGUUUUGAUUGCAUUUUUCUCUUGUCUGAGCACCAGAAAAACUUCAGUAUCAAUUUAAAAUGUGGCUGAAACACUGACUUUGACUGAUUCUACAUUUAGUUUAACGCCUUCAGAGUUUACUGGCUGAUUAAAUUGAUUUUUUUUCCCACACAGAAAACUUAUCACAGCUUCCUCUUUGGCCCAUUUGUGUUGAGCACUAACCCACACUUUGUGGACAGAUGGUUUCGGGGGAACUUUGAGGAAAUAUGCUGUUGCUCUGGAACUUAAAUCAGCCCUUCGUCUCCUAUAACCCAUGCAUGUUUACAGUAUUUAUUACAGAAUGCUUUUACAAAAUACUGUAGCCUCAUUUAGCAGGACAGCUAACUGAGUAGCACUUUGUAAAUAAAUAGUAUGAGAAAGUACAGAUAUCCCCUUCUUCUCUUCGAUAUGAAGACCUGCAGUCAACUUCCCGCCAAAAAUGCACCGUUGGUCAUUUUAGCGGGUAAAUAGUGCAUCCUUGGAUGGUCGUGUUUUUCAAGUUUGGACGUCUAACUUCAGUGCUUUCAUGUGCUUCAAGUCGGAAUAUAGGAACAACAUGGAAAAGAAAAUGAGAUAGAGAUUUUCCUUAGAGCAAUUGCACAAUACAUCGGUAACUGGUUCCAAAAUGGCGGGAAAACAAAAAGAGCGGCUACAAGCUAAUACCAAACUGAAAAUUCAAUGUUAGACAAACAAACUGAGAAACAGUUAGGACUGAUUACUGUAGCCAAAAGACUUCAUAAUAUCUAUUUUAAAAAGUAAUUUAAACAAAAUAUACUACAUCUUCAACUUUCUUCAUUGUGUGGUUUUUUGCAAGAAAUUUAAACUCAAAUUUGAGUGCAGGGAGAUGAAGAGAAUCAGCAACUCAAAUCUAUAUUACUGGUGCUAGAUUAUUCACUAUAUUCUCAUAUGCACAUAAUUAACAUUAUAUCAAAUUAAUAUUUUAAAUAUCAUGGUUUGCAUCAGCAGUCAAAAGCAGGAAAACAUUUCCUUUUGUCCGUCAUAUUUUGUCAAGCAUGAUGCUGACAAUGACCUGAUAAAAAAAAUUAUAAGGACGUGCUAGAAAAAAUUAUUAAAUGCAGUUAACGUCAUCACAAUAAUGGAAUUACUCAGAAUUCAUAUUAAACUUUUUUAUUGUGCAUUUUCUCUCUUUUUGGCAAACUAAUUACACUGAAAAUACAAGUGUAGGAAGAUGCUGAUUAUUUAUAAAUUUAUAUGUGCUUUAUUAACAUGACUAUUGUUAUUACUACAUGUAGCAUGAAUGUGAGGCUUAAGUCUAAAGUUUUUUACAACCGACUAAACUUGUAAACUCGUAAACUAUCUCAGCAAAUCGGAAAAUUUUCACGACCUUAUGAAGAGUCCCAAAUUGAAGUUUUUACCCAUCUGGAACACAUUUUGAUUAUUCUGACUGCACAUGAACGCACUAAGAGUUUGACUCGUCGUUUUGAUGCAUUUUGCACCAAUCAGAGUGUAGAAGUGAGCUCAGGUGAGGUUAGGUGAGCUCAGGUGAGCUCAGGUGAGGUCAGGCUCAGAGGUGGGGGAGGAGGGGAGGAAUCUUGUGAUUUUGCGUUCGUGUCAUGUGGAACAAAUGUUGGCAUUCACGUCAUCCAAACACAUUGUCCAUUAAAUCAAUUUCAGUGAGGCAAGUUGGCCAUCUUUGUUUUCAGACACCUCCAUGCUAAUUAGCACGAAGUUCGAUAUAUUGGAGCUUUUUCCAGCUGCGCUGACGUGAAUGAUGUUUACAAAUCGUAAUUCCAAUAACUUCUAUUUGACAUGAACGCAGCAUAAAGUUCACCUCCGUCUGUCCACCGCCCUCCUGUACUGUAUGUAGCAUGCCUGUUUACUAAUCACAUUAUGCAAAAAAAAAAAAAAAGAAGAAAAAAGUUCCAGCUCGAUGUCAGUAUGAAUGCUAGCUUUUCAAAUUUUUGCUGCGGUCGUGGACUUGUACACGGUUUUGUAUGGACUUUGCUUGCGCUACCUCUCAGAGUUGCCUACAGUGUUUUUAUCACAUAGUCUGAUGAUUUGAACUGACUGUUAAAUCUCUCGUGCUUCUGUUGUGUUUUUCACUGCAAACACUAUAAUUAUUAUAUCAACAUGCAGGGUUUUUGAUUGUCAACACACAAAUCUACACGCUCACUCAUCUGUAAUUCAACCAGCACAAGUUGUGUAAAUAGAAAAACCUCGAAAGUAAAUAUCUCAACAGAAAACUGCCAAUAACAAGCUGUCUUAUGCUGAGAAAUGAGACGUCCUGAAUUUGGUAAUUAGCAUUCAUAUCAGAUUGAAAUUCAAAGUUUACAAUAUUUUAAAAAGUCAACCAGCUUUUUAAAAACAUUUAGCUGGAUUUUAAAGUCCACAGUGAACAGACAGUGCCUUGUUUUCCAGUGGGAGGUUUUACGAGCUAAUGCUUACGCAAAGUGACAAAAACUAGCAAGAUGUGCUGUGUUUAAAAAAAUAAAUCCUGACACCAACCCAAUUGAGGAAUUAUGUUCUAACACAUUUUAACACCAAAGACAGAAAAAUCAGGGAUAAAUUGGCCAGAUUUUGAAAAAUGUAAUCGCUAGCUUCACUGAGAUGUUAGCUUGAUGUGAAUUUACAUGUACUGAAACAAAAUUAAGCAAAUUAUGUGUUAGUUUGAAUUUGCUUGCUUUUUAAAAUCCCAACGACAAAAAGAAGCUUAGCUUAGACUGGAAGUAGUAAAUAAUUGUUAGCUGGCUACCUAGCUAGCAAGAAAUCCACCAUUUUCGCAAGAGAUAUCAAGAAGCUACAUUUUAAAUUAGUGUGCUAGCUUCACAUUUAUACAUCAGUGAGUCAUUUUAGGCACUCUGAACUAUAAAAUACUCAAAAGAUUCAUUCGAACAAUUUACACAUUUUUGGAAAACUGACAACAUGACAACAGGAAUAAGUUCAGGAUGAGUUUAGCCAAGCUUAGAACAAAGACUGGAAGCAGAACGUAACCAUUAGCUAGCUACCUGGCAAGCUGGAAAUCCACUUUUGCUGCAAGAGAUAAAAAUAACAAUGUUGAAUUAAUGUUAGCUUAGCAUUCAAGUAUACCAAAAUAUACUUCUCGAUUCUGCCUUAUUCUUAAGAUAUUUUAAAUAAUUUAUAUGUUUGAAUUUGUUUUCGGUAGAGUUUUUUGUAAAGCCCAGACUAUAGAAAGAAGUUCAGGAUUUGUUUAGCCUAGCUUAGCACGAAGAAUGGAAGUAGUAUAUGUAACUGUCAGCUAGCUACCUAGCUAGCCACAAAUCAAUUUCCCAACAAGAGAUAGCAAAAGAUAAUAUGUUAGUGUUAAAUUUGUAUUCAAAUAUGCCAAAAAAUACUUUGUGCGAAGUUCUGUACAUAAAUUUGAACAAUUUAUAUUAAAGUUUGAUGUGUUUAGCCUAGCAUAGUGCAAAGACUGAAGAAGGGGUAACUGUUUGCUAGAAGUCUAUUUUUGCUGUAAGUGGUAGAGAAAAAUAACCUGUUAAAUUAGAUUUUUUUGAAUCAAAAACUACUUUUCAACUAUACGAAAUACUGCAAAUGAUUUUAAACAAAUAGUUUGAAAAAGUUGAUAUUUAAACUCUCAACAAAGCCCAAGAUGUGUUUAGCCUAGCAUAGCAAAAAGACUUGAACAAGGAGAUAGAUAGAUAGCUAUUUAGCCAGCUAGAAAGUAAAUGGUGAGUUUAGCAUUUAAAUUUUGUUGUCAUUUUUAAACCAUCUAUAGUUGAUUACACUUUACACCAAAAAGAGCUUUAGCUUUGCUUAGCACAAAAUAGACUGAAAGUAGAGGCUAACUGUUAGCUUGGCAAGACUUCCACCACUGUUACAAGAGAUAGCAAAAAAUUAUACAGUAAAUUAGCCUGUUAGCUUAGACAGUAAAGAAUUCACACAUGUAAAACUAAAGUUUAGCCAUAGUUUACAUUUAAAUUUCACAAAGCCUCAAAAUAAAACACAUGGAGUUUGCGUUUUACACAAACUAAAAUGCAUGUGUUCAGCAGAUAAAUACCAAAACCUUUAUGGAAUCCAUCCAUUCUCUAUACACCACUUUAUCUCACUAGGGUCACGGGGGGUGCUGGAGUCUAUCCCAGCUGACUCGGGCGAAGGCAGGGGACACCCUGGACAGGUCGCCAGUCUGUCACAGGGCUACAUACACAGACAAUCACUCCCGCAUUCACACGUACGGUCAAUUUAGAGUAAUCAAUUAACCUCAGCAUAUUUUUGGACUGUGAGAGGAAGAUGAGGUACCGGGAGACACAUGCAAACUCCAUGCAGAAAGAUCCCAGGCCCAGGCUGGGAUUUGAACCAGGGACCUUCUUGCUGCAAGGCAAAAGUGCUAACCACAACACCACUGGGCAGCCCCCUUUAUAGAAUCCUCAAAUCUCAAUGAAAAACUUAAACUUUAUGCAAUUUAAGACCAAGAUUCUUCAACAUCCUUUAAAUAGGUUAAAUGUUUGAUGCUGUUCUGUUAAUACAAACUUUGCUCGAUGAAUUUAAGAGCAUGAGCUUGUAAUCGGUGCUCGUAAAAUGUGUUAUUUUGUGGUCUGUGAAGACAAUAUUAGAGAUAUUUGAAGUAGAUUAAAUAGUUUUCACUGAUAAACACUAAAACCUUCCACAGGACGUCUCAUUUCCAGGCCGUUUCUUGUACAGGCUGUAAAGCUGCUGCGUUUCAUUCAUUCACUUCAACACCUUCAGUUGUCGGUUUUUCUGCUCUUCUUUCUCAUUUCUGUUUCUUUUGUAAAAACUCUUUGGACACCUGAUCUUUGUAUUUUUAUAUUUCUAUUCUCAUUCUCUGGAUCUUUUUGUAUUUUCAUGGUAACUUCCUGUUUGUAACGCUCAGUAUAACCUGCUUUCUGCCUGCUUUUCUAACACAGCGAGUUGCAGAGGACGUUUGUUAGCAUGUCGGCCGACUUCAUUAAGUCCUCUCUUGGUAUCGAUCGCUGUCUCCUGACACUUUGUGCCUGUGCAUGCCUUAAAGUGACUGCUGAAUGACUAUGGGUGUUCACAAUACAUUAAUCAAAGACACCGUUUAUCUUGACUACCGAUGUUGAGUAUUUGAUCAUGUUUGAAGGGAAUAAAUCAGUUAAAUAUAA
Molecule: messenger RNA, 8262 nt
Organism: Acanthochromis polyacanthus (spiny chromis)
Lineage: Eukaryota; Metazoa; Chordata; Actinopteri; Pomacentridae
Product: proline-rich transmembrane protein 2
Exons: 5
Coding region: 279-944 (221 amino acids)
Cellular component (GO): membrane
Source: RefSeq, a predicted model, not a curated record